This is a messenger RNA of Volvox carteri f. nagariensis, 1725 nucleotides long. RefSeq lists its product as uncharacterized. Bases 1 to 1725 code for a protein of 574 amino acids. Gene Ontology annotation, cellular component: mitochondrion. Gene Ontology annotation, molecular function: pyridoxal phosphate binding; transaminase activity. The record is from RefSeq and is a predicted model, not a curated record. The transcript is spliced from 9 exons. Lineage: Eukaryota; Viridiplantae; Chlorophyta; Chlorophyceae; Chlamydomonadales; Volvocaceae.
AUGACUGGUACCGAUGGCACGGAGGUAGCUGUGGCAGGAGCGGUUGCCAGCGCCGAUGGUGUCGCCGUUCAUGCACCCAGCGACAAAUACAGCAUCGCACUCGCUGCACGGCGGCGAUCUUACGGCCCAAACACUUCGCUGUCGUACGAGCAGCCACUCAUGAUCAUACGCGGGGACGGCACGUACCUUUUCGACGAACACGGGGUGUCGUACCUGGAUUGCGUCAACAACGUGUCGCACCUCGGGCAUAGCAAUACGGAGGUCGUUGCAGCCAUCUCAGCCCAGUUGCGCAAGCUCAACACCAACUCCCGCUACCUGCACCCAGAUCUACCGCGGUAUACUGAAAUGCUCUUGGCCACCCUUAACACCACCACCACCACCACCAACAACAACAACAACUCCUGUAACACUACUUGUAGCAGCAACAACAGUACCUACAGUAACAAAAAGAGCAGUACUAACUGCACUCGCCACAACAGCACUCCAGAAGGCUGCAGCAGCAACAGUGACAGCAACAAAGGCGCAUGCGGCAGCUCAUCAUGCAGCUCCACAAAGGCGAACACGCUACAAAACCUAGAGGUGCUGUACCUCGUGUGUUCCGGCUCCGAAGCCAAUGAUUUGGCGCUCCGUCUCAUCUCUGUCGCCCGCCCUGGAGCGACACACGUGGCGGUUAUGGGGGGAGCCUACCACGGCCACACGUCAGCACUCAUUCAAUUGAGUCCGUACAAAUUCUGGGGCACGGGCGGCGGCGGACGCCAGCCGCACGUGCAUGUCGUACCGUGCCCAGAUCCGUACAGGGGCGAGAACCUGGACGGCCGGGCGGCUGCACGCGCGGUGCUAGCGGCUGCGGAGCGGUGUGGUGGACGGCUCGGGGGUUUCUUCUGCGAGUCGAUACUGUCGUGCGGGGGCCAGGUGGUGUUGCCGCCGGGCUACCUCAAGGUAAUUUCAGAGAGGCCCCGUGUUGGGCGGGACCUGUACGAUGAGCUCCGAGCCGCCCGGGUGGUUCUGGUGGCGGACGAGGUGCAGUGCGGCUUCGGGCGCUGCGGCGAGGCCUUUUGGGGCUUCCAGACACAGCCGGGGGUAGCGCCGGACAUCGUCACCAUGGGGAAACCUAUCGGUAACGGGUACCCAUUGGCGGCUCUUGCCACUACCCGCGAGCUAGCAGCUGCAUUCGCGGCGCCGGGCAUGGAGUACUUUAAUACGUACGGCGGCAGUACUGCAGCAGUAGCGGCGGGUCUUGCCGUACUGUGCAUCCUGCAGCGCGACGGGCUGCAGCAGCAUGCACAGCGGGUGGGCUCGUACUUGCUGUACGGGUUGCGGCAGCUGCUUCAGACCCAUGAGGUGGUGGGCGACGUACGCGGCUUGGGGCUGUUCCUCGGGAUUGAGAUUGUACGUGAUAAGGCCUCCAAGCGCCACGCUCCUGCUACAGCCAGAUGGAUCAAGGAGCGCAUGAAGGCGCGGCGGGUGCUGAUCAGUACGGAUGGGCCGUACGACAACGUGAUCAAGAUCAAGCCGCCAAUGGUAUUUGGAAUACGGGAGGCGGACAUGCUGCUGCGGGAAUUCAGGGAGGUUCUGGAGCAAGAGCUUACGGCCGAUGUACGGCAGAAGCUGAGACGUCGUGAGGACGAGCUGUGGACAUCUGUAUACGGACCGCGGCAGGCAAAGUACCGGGAAAACGAGCGACAGCUGUUUCAGGGCGGUCUUUCACCCCAGGCCCGGCUCUAG